GAAAUCAUGGCGUCUUGACGCCUUCGGCAGAGUUUUGUUAUCCAGUACUGAAGUAUGCAGAAAUGUGCUAGCCGGUGGGCCUUUACAGCGAGUUUUCUUCCGAUUUUAUGAUAUUAACCACUGUUUUCAUUCGAACUAUUAGACCUAUUUCAACUCUGUCCAUCAGAAUGAGUGAUCCGGCUGUAAAGAGGGUAGUGAGUGAUAUCAAUCGCUCUCCAGAAGACAAACGGGAGUAUCGAGGACUUGAGUUUACAAAUGGGCUGAAAGCCGUUCUCAUCAGUGACCCCACCACUGACAAAUCAUCAGCCGCACUGGAUGUCCACAUAGGUUCUUUGUCAGAUCCUGAGAACAUUUCAGGACUGGCCCACUUCUGUGAGCACAUGCUGUUUCUGGGAACCGAGAAGUACCCCAAAGAGAACGAGUACAGCCAGUUUUUGAGCGAGCACGCCGGCAGCUCCAAUGCCUUCACCAGUGGAGAGCACACCAAUUACUACUUUGAUGUAUCCCAUGAGCAUCUACAAGGGGCUUUGGACAGUUUAAUUCUGGCAGGCAAUAAGUUAACCCUUGAGACAAGGCCAUCUCAACAGGGCAUUGAUAUCCGUGAGGAGCUGCUCAAGUUUCACUCCACCUACUAUUCCUCCAACCUUAUGGGAUUGUGUGUGCUGGGCAGAGGGUGCAGAGAUUGGGUCUUUCAGGAGUGUAAGGAUUUGAACACUGUGGCUUUCAGAUUUAAGGAUAAGGAACGUCCUCGUGGAUACACGUCUAAAGUGGCUGGACUACUGCAUUACUAUCCGCUGGAGGAAGUCUUGGCUGCUGAAUACUUGCUGGAGGAGUUCAGGCCAGACUUGAUCGAGAUGGUGCUUGAUAAACUGAGACCAGAGAAUGUCAGGGUCGCUGUUGUCUCUAAAUCGUUUGAAGGGCAGACAGACCGGACUGAGGAGUGGUACGGCACGCAGUACAAACAGGAAGCUAUUACUGAUGAUGCUAUUAAGAAAUGGCAAAAUGCAGACCUCAAUGGAAAGUUCAAACUGCCAAUGAAGAAUGAAUUCAUCCCGACAAACUUUGAGAUUUAUCCUCUAGAAAUGGAUUCCCCAUCUGUCCCAACUUUGAUAAAGGACACAGCAAUGAGCAAAGUUUGGUUCAAACAAGAUGACAAAUUUUUCCUACCCAAGGCUUGUUUAAACUUUGAGUUUUUCAGCCCGUUUGCGUACGUGGACCCGUUGCAUUGUAACAUGGCGUAUUUGUACCUUGAGCUGCUCAAGGAUUCCCUGAACGAGUAUGCAUAUGCAGCCGAGCUAGCCGGCCUGAACUAUGACCUUCAAAAUACCGUCUAUGGGAUGUAUGUAAGUAUCCUAAUAUUCCCCCAUGCCACUGUUUCCCAACAUGCUCCUCCUGUGAGGGCGACAGUUCAACUUCACACACAAACAAAUGACUACCAGUGGUUGCUGUCCUUGCGGUUGUCCAGAAUUUACUUGUACAUGGAUUGUCUUUCCGAUGUGACAUUACCUCGUCUGAAGGCGUUCAUACCACAGCUGUUGUCACGGUUACACAUUGAAGCCCUGCUGCAUGGCAACAUCACCAAACAGUCUGCUCUGGGCAUGAUGCAAAUGUUGGAGGACACUCUCAUUGAGCACGCUCGCACUAAACCCCUCCUGCCGAGUCAGCUCAUUCGCUACAGAGAAGUGCAGGUACCUGACGGUGGCUGGUAUGUUUACCAGCAGAGGAAUGAGGUUCAUAAUAACUGUGGAAUCGAGAUUUACUAUCAGACUGACAUGCAGAACACCCAUGAGAACAUGCUGCUGGAGCUCUUCUGUCAAAUCAUCUCUGAGCCAUGCUUCAACACGCUACGCACCAAAGAACAGCUGGGUUACAUUGUGUUCAGCGGCCCCCGCAGGGCCAAUGGAGUGCAGGGACUGCGUUUCAUCAUCCAGUCUGAAAAAGCUCCUCACUACCUGGAGUCUCGGGUGGAGGCCUUCCUCAAGACGAUGGAGAAGAGUGUGGAGGAGAUGGGAGAGGAAGCGUUUCAGAAACACAUCCAGGCACUGGCUAUUCGCCGUCUUGACAAACCCAAGAAGCUGGCGGCCGAAUGCGCCGAGUACUGGGGAGAAAUCAUCUCCCAACAGUACAACUUCGACAGGGAUAAUAUUGAAGUGGCUUACCUGAAGACACUGACAAAGGAACAUAUUAUGCAGUUUUACAGGGACUUGUUGGCCAUUGAUGCCCCCAGAAGACACAAAGUGUCUGUGCAUGUGCUGGCUAGAGAGAUGGACUCCUGUCCACUGGUUGGAGAGUUUCCUGCUCAAAAUGAUGUCAAUCUGGCUCCUGCCCCUUCACUUCCUCAGCCAUCAUUGGUUCAGGAUAUGACUGAAUUCAAAAGGAGUCUGCCGCUGUUCCCUCUCGCCAAACCUCACAUCAAUUUCAUGGCUGCCAAACUGUGACCAGCAUCAUGGGAUUGUCAGAGACGCCCAAAUAUGGAGCCAGUAACACCAUUGUCUGUGUGUGUGAGUGUGCGUUUGUGUGUAAGCAGGCAAGGCCACGACGGAGCCGCUUGCAACAUUUUUAGUUGUGCUCUGCGUCAGACAUGCACACCUGAUAUCUCUUAGAUACAUAGAAAACAUACAAUGUUUGUUUCAUGUUGCUUCUAACAGGGAAUUUGUAUCCCUAUAUAAUAUAGGAAUCACUCGCUGGUCACGACGACUCACUCAUUGUUCGGUUUCAUUUCAAAAUGCUGUUUCAUUUCAUUUACACCACUGUUAAGCAAAAACACGAGAAACCGUUUGGAGAGGCUGUUGUGUAAUUUAUCAAGACAAGUCUCUCUUGAAAUGAAAUAACUGGCCUUAAGAUGAUUUUAAUCAGUGAUCAGGUUUUCUGGCACCUUUUUUAAAGUUUAAUUUAAUCUAUUUGCUUUGAGUUGUUUUUAGUUUCUGUGCAUGUUUGGCAGAGUUUAAGGAUAGUGUUGCAAAUGCAAGGUGGUUAACUUGAUGGAUUUUGAUUUUAUUUGCAGUUGAAGAAAUAUCAUAAUAAACAAUUUUAAUAUAAUUUUCAUUUGCUUAUUUAAGUUACUUUGUCCUUGAACGAUUCAUAAUAUACCUGAAACCCUGACCUAAACUCAGUGUCAUAAUAGAAAUACAAAUUCCACUCAUGAAACAUGAAUUAUGUAAAUCGUUUGUGAAAACCUCACAUAAGAAUGUUUUAAGACACAAUUGAAUGCAAGAGUUUAUGCACCACUGGUUUUUCCAAACGAUUUAACAUGAAUAUGAUCAUGAAUGAUGCAGAUUGUGUUUUUCAGGAUGCUUAGUUCGAUCAAACUCGCCCAUAUACCGAUGUCCACAUGCAACACGACGACAUUUCAGGAGUUGUUGCGUGAAACUGACUCAGAAAUCCCCUUUAACUGGGUUUGUUUUACUUCUUCUGUCUUGACUUGUGAUUAUGCACUCCUCACAAGCAAUAAUGUGACUUACAGGACCUAUGACUAGUGUCUUAAACUCUACUAGGCGUUUUUCUUGACAUGGUUUGAGCUUGGUUCCGAGAAACUGAUUAGACGAGAGCUAGACUUGGUCUGUGCUGUAAUUUACCUGCGCUGAUGCAGGAACAUCAUGUCAGUCUGUAAUCCAUGUGUGUCCUCAUCUCAGGUGUGUGUUAGCCUUGUCUCGAGCCAAGUCUUCAACAUCACUUGUGUUUCUAGUGCUGAGAUUUAUUCUGGACUUACUCAGGUGUAUCAAAUCGACUGUAUGCUGCAUUUUUUAGAAACUCAACGACCAUCCUACCACGUCCAUCAAAAUAAUGAAUACUGUUUCAUGCUCAGCAAAACAAACUGAUAUCAGACAGGGUAUAAACUUAGAUGAGUUUGGUUGUAUCACUAAGAUGGAUAUAAUCGGGCAUCUCACUGCAUUGGUUUUAGUGGUCUGUAUUUUUGUUUUUGAAUUUAAAGGAAUAGUUCAGAGUAGUUCAUCCAUAAAUUUAGUAAUUGUAUUGGUUCUCGUGGCGUUCCAAUCCUGUAUGACAUUUCUCUUUCAUGUAAAAAGAAGUUUGGUGAAAUGUUCAUGCAGUUCCUUUCCAUGCAAUGAAAGUGAAUGGGGACCGUGACUGUCAAGCUCUAAAAACGGCAUAAAAGAACCGUAAAAGUUGUCCAUGUGACCUAUAUUUCAAAUCUUCUGAAGCCAUUUAAUAGCUUUGUGACGGUGUUGUUAUCAUUAAACUCUUCAGUAAUUGAAAUAAAGUUGAAAUAAAAUAUACAUUUUAGAUG
Messenger RNA from Sinocyclocheilus rhinocerous, 4246 nucleotides. It is a transcript of the gene ide, whose product is annotated as insulin-degrading enzyme. Gene Ontology annotation, biological process: hormone catabolic process; amyloid-beta metabolic process; peptide catabolic process. The record is from RefSeq and is a predicted model, not a curated record. Gene Ontology annotation, molecular function: metal ion binding; metalloendopeptidase activity. Gene Ontology annotation, cellular component: peroxisomal matrix; cytosol; mitochondrion. NCBI's taxonomy places the organism in Eukaryota, Metazoa, Chordata, Actinopteri, Cypriniformes, Cyprinidae. The transcript has 20 exons. Bases 108 to 2438 code for a protein of 776 amino acids.